UGACAGCUGAGAGUUGUGCAUUUUUCUUCAUUGUUUGUUUUCGCACUUCUUCAGUUGUUUGUGUACAAAUUUUGUGCAGAUUUUACAUACAUUUAAAAAUGUCUGAUGAGGAGAUUAUUAAACGCCGCUUGUUAAUUGAUGGAGAUGGCACCGGCGACGACCGCCGACUUAACAUGUUGCUUAAACAGUUCCUGAAAUGGACUUUUUCCAAAAAUGAUUCACCGGAAAACAACCAAAUAAUCUACGAUCGGCUGCUGGCCCAAAUGGCGCAAUGUGAAUUUGCUGCCGCCAAAACAGAUUACACAUCCAAGAUGAUAACAGAAGAAUUGAAAAACUAUGCGAAACUCUCAGAUUCGAUUGAAAAAAGCAUUGAACUGGCUAAACACGAAAUAGAAGAAAGUAAACGUGAACUCGUACUUGCCAAGCAGAUACGCAAAAACAAAAUGGAGUACGAUAUGUUGGCUAAGGUUAUUAAGGAACAACCUGACCGGAAAGAUACCACAAAGCAGAUAGAUGCGCUCAAAAAAGAUCUUGCCGAGUUGAUGGAAAAGAAAAUUAAGUUGGAACGUAAAUUUCAGAAACGCCGCAAUGACUUUACAUUACUCAUGUAUUCUAUACGUGAGUUGCAGGCUCAAUUGGAAGAGGAAAGCAGUAGCGAGAGUAGUGACGAUGAAGAUUUAAAUGGUUUGGAUACCAUGGAACUGAGUGAUGAUGAUGGAAUUCCUCUGCAUGCAGAGAAAAACGGCAUAAAGUUAGAAGCGGGGAAAAUACUCAAAGAGGAGUCGCAAACAGAUGAAAAUGGUUCCAAGGGAAAUAUGUCUGUAGACGAGGAUGCGAUACUUGAAUUGAGUAUUGAUAAAGACGAAAGUGACGUAAAAAUGGAAGAGACGGUCACACUUCCCUAGCAUUUAGGCUACCUUAUAAUAGAUUCGGAUUAAGAUCCCUUGCAUUUUUCGUUGAUUAAUAUAAAAAUCUUACUCUAAAUUUGCAAACACUUUUGAAUAAAGCU
This is a messenger RNA of Anastrepha ludens (Mexican fruit fly), 1009 nucleotides long. RefSeq names its product THO complex protein 7 (gene thoc7). Bases 99 to 905 code for a protein of 268 amino acids. Gene Ontology annotation, biological process: mRNA export from nucleus; mRNA processing. The transcript has 3 exons. The record is from RefSeq and is a predicted model, not a curated record. Gene Ontology annotation, cellular component: THO complex part of transcription export complex. Lineage: Eukaryota; Metazoa; Arthropoda; Insecta; Diptera; Tephritidae.